AUGACAGCGUAUCACCCUCACCUGCAACUUCAUGAGUAUCCAUACGCAUCUUAUAACUCACAACGCGAUGCCUACAUCGCCAGCACAUUGUCGCUAUUCGACGAUCGCACUACUGCCCAAGGGGAUGGUCAUACAAUUAUUGAUUUCCCGAGCUCGGUCACCAAUUCUUAUCCAUUGACGCAGACGUUAUACCCGUCAAGUAUUGUUCAGACACCGAGUCCAUCUAUUAGUAUCACUCAGCCUCCGGAGAUGCAUAUUUCAAGUCGGAAUGAACCCCACGUCGAUUUGGACGAACAUAGUCUUUCUUUGAAUUUAUUACAGGAAUUCAUAGAGUUGGACCUCUUGCCUGGUACAUACACGCCCAUCGAUCCUUCAGAAACCUCCAUGACUUCUUCUCCCAUGAUCCACACCCAUGAUCAGAAUUUGCGGAGUGCAUCGUAUUUAGCCCCACAAGUACCACUCGAACCGUCUCAGCCUGCACCCCAAUUAUCAUCAGCUCCGGUUCCUGUUGGAACGAUCACCUCUCCUAAUGCCUCUCCAGCUCGUGCUCCGUCAACUCUGCGUCCCGACCGGGUCAGCGCACGGAGACUUCAGAGAGAGUUGCGCACAUGUAUUGCUUGCAAAUCUGCCAAGGCGGGGUGUCGGUGGCCCGAUGCUAAUAGUCGUUCCUGUGCGCGCUGCGCGAGGGCUCGACGCGAAUGCGUAAUGGCAGUGACUAAACCGAAGAACCAAACACUUACGAUCAAGGACAUCACGCACCAAAUUCGUGACCUUGAGGUGCGGAUUCAGCAACAGCUAGACAUAAUCGUUGGGCCAGAAGGAAGGGAUUCUUCUGAUCGCAUUUCAAUUCUUGAAUCGGGCGAGGGACGAAAAUGCAGUUGUCCUAUCCCUGUUUCAGCGACGCAAGCGGCCGAGGGGUCAUCGGCUCCUGCACUGAUCGUCAUCCACCGGGCAGGCUGUCCUGCGUCAGAUCCUAUGGGGCUCUAUGGUCGCUCGAGGCUCAUGGAGCUCCAAGACCCGGACUCUGAUGCAAAGGAUGACUUGGAAGAGUAUACCUCAAUCACCUCGGAGGAGGAAGACAGGCGCCACGACCUACACCUUAGUAUGCCCAUGCCUGCGUAUGGAACUCCUGCUGCUACCUUCUUCGAAUUGGCACGUUCACUUGGCUCACCCCAAGCCGAGGCGCUGCCAUCACCGACCGGUUCAAACAUUUCAGCGGAGGUUGGCUUAGCAGGCGCUGAUUACUUUUCUCCCAAUCCGGCCUCGCUGCCAUUCAUUCGUAAGAUUGUGAUUGAACGUGAGAGGCUACCGUCGUAUCUCCUAAACGGCACAGUCAAGCCCGCCGAGUGUCUUGAACUAUUCGCUCGCUUCAUGAGCCUUUGGAAUGUCUCUGUCUCGGUGCUUGACCCAGGGCUGCAUACCUCAGCGCGAGCAGUCCUAUGGCGUUGCCCCUUCCUUUUCACAGUUGUCAUCGCUAUCGCCGCGCGUGACUACAAGCCUGAGCAAUAUCCUAUCUUGAUGCAGGAGGCCAAGACCAUGGCAGGAUUGGCGCUGACGACGUGGUCAAAAAGUAUCGAGAUUGUACAGGCGUUUGUAUUGCUUGCCACCUUUCCGCCUCCAUCCAGACGAUGGGAUGAAGAUCGUACUUGGCUGUACCUUGGUUAUGCAACACGGAUGGCUGGUGAUUUGCAGUUGAACCGUCCGGCGGACCGUCCGUUCCCGAGUGAGAUGGCAGAAAGGGAACACCUCAAUAGGAUCAGGACUUGGCUGAUAUGCCACAACCUCGAUGUGUCCGCCGCAGCCAAACUCGGCAAGCAGACUUCGAUGCAAGAAGACCCUGUAAUUCUGGGCUCGAAGACGUGGUGGAAGUCCUCGAAGUACAAUAUGAAUUUUGAUAUUCAUUUAUGUGCCUUCACUCAAAUUUGCAUAAUUUUCCGCAAGUACUUUACUCUACUCGGUGCCGAUUCGAGUUCAAUUUACAACCUGAACAAUCACGUUGACGUUGGCUUGCUUGCGGAUGGGUUUACGAAAGAAAUAGAAGACUUCCAAUCAGAGUUUGAAAGCAUUUUCGCCGAACAUUCUGAUCAUGAUGAUCCCGCAUGCAGGUAUCGUGCGCAUGUCAAAUACACUGCCCACUACUUCCGCCUCGUGAUUUACUCGAUCUGCCACGGACGUAGUAGGGAUGCAGACAAGAGAAUGAUUUUGCAACGAUGCUUGGAUGCGUCAUCUCGGCUGGUCAGGGCGUUGAGCGAGCACCACGCCAACUCAAUCUAUUUCAAGUAUAGCGCUGAAGGCUGGUUCACCUUCGGCGCAUUUGCUGCCGCCUUCAUAGUCAAGGUUUUGUGCCCAACGUUUGCGCCGGUGAUCGAUCAGGCAUACCGCCAGCACCUCAGAAGCGUUGUGAUGGAGCUGAUCAAUGCAUACGAAUCCAAACAAGUAUCGAUUGAUGAACGGCAUUCACCCAGCAUCUACGCUCGUUUCUUGACCCGACUCCUGGUUCGUGCAGAUGAGUUGAACGGGACCACCCCGGCGGUUCUUGUACCUCCAGGUUCGAGCGCAUCACCCCAGAUCAAGGUCGAUUCGGAGGAGAUGGAAAGACUCUUUGGUAUCCCUUCUUUGCAUAAUUUGGGCUAA
Rhizoctonia solani is the source of this 2634-nucleotide messenger RNA. RefSeq names its product Fungal specific transcription factor domain. Gene Ontology annotation, cellular component: nucleus. Gene Ontology annotation, biological process: regulation of DNA-templated transcription; DNA-templated transcription. NCBI's taxonomy places the organism in Eukaryota, Fungi, Basidiomycota, Agaricomycetes, Cantharellales, Ceratobasidiaceae. The transcript is spliced from 14 exons. The coding region runs from base 1 to 2634 and encodes 877 amino acids. The record is from RefSeq and is a predicted model, not a curated record. Gene Ontology annotation, molecular function: zinc ion binding; DNA-binding transcription factor activity, RNA polymerase II-specific; transcription cis-regulatory region binding.